Molecule: messenger RNA, 11020 nt
Organism: Anopheles funestus (African malaria mosquito)
Lineage: Eukaryota; Metazoa; Arthropoda; Insecta; Diptera; Culicidae
Exons: 13
Coding region: 660-9455 (2931 amino acids)
Biological process (GO): protein phosphorylation; negative regulation of sodium ion transport; intracellular signal transduction
Cellular component (GO): cytoplasm
Molecular function (GO): chloride channel inhibitor activity; protein serine/threonine kinase activity; ATP binding
Source: RefSeq, a predicted model, not a curated record
UAACCGAGCAUGCACGUAAUUGUAAUGAAAAGUUCGUGCCGUUCGGACGCAAAAGCUGCGAUACUCAAAAAACUUCUCGUCCGAGCCGGUUUCCCGUGUCGUUGAACUAAAAACUAUGAGCCAUCUUGUUCCUAGUUCGGAAAAGUGGAAACAAAACCAAACUAUGUGCCGAGUGAAUUGAAUGGGCGUAGUUUUUUCCAUCAGCAACCAUAGCGUACAGUGUGAUAAGAGCAGUAAGCGGCGCAGCAAAGAGAUUCUUGGCCCUCGUCUCGUCAAGCGAAUCGUGUCGCAGAAGAAGAUGAAGCAAAUAAUGUUCGCGUGUGAGAGCAGUAGUGACCGAUAAACACUUCAGUGGUGUUCUCUCGAUCCAGUAGGAAUGAAUGAAUGACUACCGAAUGAACGAAAAAACCGAUCGACCAUUUCAGAAGCAAGCUGAUAGAAUCGACUGCUGCAAGUAGCAAAUGGAUUAAAAAUACGAAGCGAAUCACGAAAGCAAAAUUAGCCUUUCAACCAUCAUCUUAUGUACGGCGCCACUAACGAAAAGAGCAGAUUUUGGAUAAAGUGAAAAACUCAGUUAAUCGAAGGCAAGAUCACGACGACGCGUUGGACUAACAGUUUGUGAACAUUGGAUAGAAGCAUGUUGCAAUAAUGCCUUACAAAUGGGAGCCACGAAAAGAGCAUGUUUUGGCAGAAGCAAUUCGGUCCAGGCAACUACACCUGUAGGAAACAAUCAAGAAACACAACCAAACUUGAGAGUUUCAUCGGGAAAUCAGCAACAGUUCAAUAACCAUCGUGUAAGAAGAUUACGCUCUACUAGUCAAUCGACGUCUUCAACAAGCUUGAACAAUAUAAACAAUAACAGCAGCGGUAGUACGGCAGGAAAUACUUCCUGUAUAUCUACUGGUAACAAUACAACCAAUUGCACUGGGAGCUCUAGUAGUGGUAGCAGCAGCACUAAUAACACUACAAGUACGAACAACAAUAUCUCUACCUACAACCACAACAACUGCAGUACGCUAAGACAACAACGCCAUCAUCAUCUUCAUACAAUCCGAUCUGGUACUUCUAGUACAAAUUCAACGGCAUCCAACACGGGGGGUUUAAUCUCAAGAGUAUUCGAACAUAGCAGCGGUAGCGGCAGCAGCAAUAAUUCAUUAAAUUGCACAAACACCACUGUAAAUACCGCUACUGGUACGAUAUCAUCUGGCGGCGGUUCUACGAACAGUCCUAGUUGUAGUGUAGUGACAGCAUCUGGUGGUGCCGGUACCGGAGCAGGUAAUCAUUUUCGUCGAGUAUCCCCCGGUGACAAAAAAAUCCAUUCACAAAUUAAAAACGAUGACAAGAUGGAUGAAAGAAGGCAACAACAACAGCGAACCCCUGUUAAACAACAUCAACAAACGCGCGAUACAACACCAACCAGUCGUAAAACGGGAAAUCGAAAGGAUGAAGGAGGAGCGGGAGCACCAGGAGGAGCUUUGGCCAUCAGUGAAACGUCACCAAAGAAACACAACAAUGCAGUUCGAUGUCACGGGAUGAUCUCAAAGGUGUCCACCGUGGUUACUGAUAAAGAAGACAAUGAGGCUGCCGAGUCAGUGGUAGAAUCCGACAUAACCGUUCCCGUAGAGGCCAACGAAAGGAUGGAAAUGGUGUCCAGCAAGCAAGAAGAUGCAACAACUACAGAGGAUGAUGGUGGUGGUGGUACUGUCGAGGAACAUCAUCCAAUUGGAUCGACGAAAAUGCUGCCCGAGCAGGAAGGAAAUGAACCAACGACCAUAUCCCAAGAGGAAAAUAGUACCGCGGAAGCAAAAACGACACGUCGUUCAAAAACAACAACUAAAGACUCGGGCAUAUACGGUGAACAGCAACUAUCCAACCACCAUCUGGACGAGAACGGGGUGGCAGAAGAUGAAAAAGAGGAACCGCAUGAAAAUGAUGAUAAAGAAAUGGAUGUACAGAUACGCCCGACUGACCCGGAAAAUGUUCAUUAUGCAGAAGGUGAUUCGCGUGGUUCUGACAAUGCGCAAAGUCGGACCAUUCUACGUUUCGUGCGCAAAAGUCUUGAAAACACGGCCAUGUCAGUGAUAUAUUCGAAAAACUUUAUCGAAAAUGAAACUAUUGAGACGGAGUAUCCGCGCAAUCUGGAUGAUAAUAUUGAAAUUUUAAGUCGGGAAGCAGAGAAUUUAGCUCUACAGUUUAAGCCUUCGGAAGAAAAGCUGGUACAGUAUGGUCCAAUCUUCGAUCUAGAGAAAUUUGAGGAGCAACGGAAACAACAGAAAAAGGAGGACGACGAGGAUGAAGCUAUCGGCAUAUCACCGUGCGGUCGGUUUCUAAAGUACGAUAAAGAGGUUGGUCGAGGAUCAUUCAAAACGGUCUAUCGUGGGUUAGAUACUCAAACCGGUGUUGCCGUUGCAUGGUGCGAGUUGUUGGAGAAAAAGGUAAACCGAGUUGAGCGAGCUAGAUUUCGAGAGGAAGCAGAAAUGCUUAAAAAGUUACAGCAUCCUAAUAUCGUGAGAUUUUACAACUACUGGGAAGCGGCACCAACGGCUGGAAACAAGAAGAAAAACAUUGUACUCGUUACCGAGCUGAUGCUUUCCGGUACUUUGAAAUCGUAUUUGCGUCGAUUUAAAAAAAUUAAUCCAAAAGUGCUGAAGUCUUGGUGUCGGCAGAUUCUAAAGGGUUUGCAUUUCUUACAUUCACGCACGCCGCCUAUCAUCCAUCGUGAUCUGAAAUGUGAUAAUAUAUUUAUAACCGGAACGACAGGGAGUGUCAAGAUAGGUGAUCUAGGAUUAGCCACACUGAAAAACCGCAGCUUUGCUAAGUCGGUUAUCGGUACGCCGGAGUUCAUGGCACCGGAAAUGUACGAGGAACAUUAUGACGAAGCCGUCGACGUGUACGCCUUCGGCAUGUGCAUGUUGGAGAUGGCUACUUCAGAGUAUCCAUACAAUGAAUGUAAUACACCGGCACAGAUUUAUAAAAAGGUCACAUCCGGUGUGAAACCGCAAAGUCUAGAAAAGGUGGAAAAUCCAGAGGUGCGUGAGAUCAUAGAACGGUGUAUACAUGAUAAAAAGGAAGGACGACCAACAUGCAAGGAGCUGUUGAACUGUGAAUUUUUUUGUGAAGACAUUGGUAUCCGGCUGGAGCCCAUAUCGAAGGAUCUGUUCCUAACAAACCCGGAAAAUGUGCGCAUGGAGUUUCGGUUGCGCAUUAUGGAUCCAAAGAAGCGUGUUAACAAACACAAAGAGAAUGAAGCCAUUCAGUUUGACUUCGAUAUUCGCGUUGAUGAUGCUGAAGAGAUUGCUAACGAAAUGUACAAGUCCGGUAUACUGAUGGAAGACGAUUCCAAGACGGUGGCAAAGAUUCUUAAAGUGCAGAUUCAAACGUUGUUAAAAGAACGAGAAGAGAGAGCCCGACAACAGCAAGUAGAAAAAGACAAAGAAGCUCUUCAGAAGCAAGCAAUGUUUGCGCAGCAAUUGUAUCAACAACAGCAAAUACAGCAACAGUUAGAAAAUGAUCUCCAAGUGACCGAACUUCAAGUACCGCAGAUGACGCAACCAGUUCCUGUUCAACUAACGCAACAGCAGCUGCCUCAAGCAUCCCAAGGAUAUUAUCAACCAUCGUCGCUUCCAUCUUCCCAAGCACAGCAACUAAUUUACCAGCAGCAGAUAUCUGCUCCUGUCGGCAAUGAGCAACUGCAGCAAACCUAUCAACAACAAUCUGUUGGAGGUCAGUUUGUUAUAGGCCAAGGUAUACCAUUACAGCAGCCGAUGGCACAGGUUAUUCAACAGCAACAGCAGCACCAACAGUUCCUUAAUCAAAUGGUGUCAACUCAACCAACGCAGACAAAUUUGGCUCCAACGCAACAACCAAACUACAUACCGCAACAAGUGUUUGUAGAUUCCCAACAGCAGGCCCAUAUUAUGCUUCAACUACAACAGCAGCAGGGUCAGUCCCAAGGAACAAAUUUACAGUAUAUGAACCAAAUGGGAGCACAACAUCAGUUGGUGCAGCAUAUAUUUCAGCUACAGCAACAAAACUUUGCUAUGAUGCAACAACAGCAACAACAGGCCGAACUACAGGAACAGAUUUCAACACUAGAACAACAGCUCCAGGGAAUUAUUCCAAUUCAUAGCCAACCAGCCCAGAACAUACAACAACAGCAACAGCAGCAAAUACAGCAGCAGCAGCAACAGCAAAUACAGCAACAGCAGCAGCAGCAGCAAAUACAGCAACAGCAGCAGCAGCAAAUACAGCAACAGCAACAGCAGCAAAUACAGCAACAACAGCAGCAGCAAAUUCAGCAACAACAGCAGCAGCAAAUUCAGCAACAACAGCAGCACCAAAUACAGCAACAGCAGUUAAAACUACAGCAACAUCAUCAGUCGCCACAACAACAACCACAGCAACAGGCACAGCAACAUGUUCAGCAACAGCUACAGCCUCAGCACCAGGUGCAGCAACAAUCACAGCAACAACCGCAGCAACAGCCACACCCGCAACUUCAGCAGAUGCAAACGCAAAAUGUUUACAUACAACAACAAUCUCAACCACCUGCUAAUAACCUUACGAACAACCAGCCACAGCAAAUACAGGCCAAUCCAAAUAUGUACAUGCCGCAACACCUGUGCGAUACCUCAGUGCAGUUACACCAGUCUAUGCCGAAUCAAAUUGGAACUUCCCAACCACCACCGCAGCCGAGCUCCUCAACCACGAUUUUGAUGCAUCAUCAAGUUGUUGCCUCACAGCAACCUCCAUUGCCGCAACCACAUUUUGUUAAACAGCAAUCACCAUCUGUACUGACUCAACAACCGUCACAAUCUCAGCAAACACAAAUGACUCAGACGAAUCCGGUGCAGAACGCUCUGAUGGGGCAACAGCCUUCACCAGUCUCUGCAAUGGUACAGCAAACGAUUACUCAGCCUCAUUCCCAAGGAACCGCUCCACAAGAACUUGAUGGUUCAUUGGUAGUCACAAACUCUGGUCCCAUUUCAUCAAACGAAAACAACUUACUAAUGCAACAGCAAUUACAGUAUCAACAACAACAGCAGCAGCAGCAGCAGCAACAACAGCAGCAGCAGCAACAGCAAGAACAACAACAAUUGUUGCAACAGCAGAACUUUCAGCAACAAACAAUUGCUCAGCCAAUGGUCCAUAAUUCACAAGACGGUACACUGUUGCAUCAAGCUGUAGCAUCAGCAAAUUAUAAUGCUAGCCCAAUUAAUGGUGGACAACAAGGGACUAAUAUAAUGGCACCGACUGGAACAACCACUGCAGGAAGCCAGUCCGCAUCGGCUGGUGUCCAAGAUGCUAAUGUAUCGACAGCCACUCCUUCCAUACAGGCUGCACUACCGAAACGAUUGACAAACGAGAUGAAAAAACGUCGCAAUCAUCGUUCGACGGAACGAAACCCAAAACUGCACGUACUCGGUUACGAGAACAACAUUAUUGAAUGCGAGAUGGAAAACCGACCAAAAACAAUUAAGUUUAAGUUUGACCCAAGCAAUGUUAACCCGGUCGAGGUGGCCCAAGAUCUAGUCAAACAAGAUCUACUAAGCGAAUCACAGACAACGAUAUUCAUCGAAAUGGUUCGCGAUAUUCAACGACAACUAAAAGAAAAUCCAAACCAAUUACCGAUUGCAUCACAAUGCUAUCGCCGCUCAAUGGAAAAGGUGCGCCAUGCGUCUCUAACACGUCAGCGUUCGAAUUUUAAAACACACCAGAGACAUAGAUCUCGUGAUGAAACAUCGACAACGGCAGCAAAUUUUACGCACAUUUUUGACCCAACCAUCAUUGAUCGUCAAGCGCUUGGCACAGGGAUAUCAAGUACAACUACAUCCUCGACAUCAUCGUCGCCGCUGUCCCAACAGCAACUGAUCACAUCUUUAGUUGCAUCGCAAACGAACGAUGAGGUAGCUUCGCUCGAAAAAGCACAGUCAAGCGACGAAAAUGGUACUGAAGGUACUGCAGGACCCAUGCAGGAUCAAGAACUUAAUAAUGGGAUAACCGCUAGCAGUGACGAUAACCAUCAAACGUCCGUUACAACCGUCUGCAUGAUAACUGACGAAAGUGUUAUCGAUAAUAAUAGCAGCUGCGAUGAAAAUUCCCGUAAAGCAAGCACUGUUAGUACGGAUUAUACAUCGCACGAGAACACACCGGAAAACACAAUAACUUCGGGAAGCAAUUUAAGCAUACUGCAGCCUCGUUUAAGCUUCGGCGAACAGGACAAUAUGGGUGCAGUAGCAACAUCUGGCGAACGUCAAUUGGCACCAUCGCUGGUUCCAAACGAAGGAUCGUACGCAUCGGAGGAAACCGAACCCAAUGCAAUGGUGGCCAAUCAGUUGGAAGGAGCACAAGAGAGUGUUGCUAGUGUGGCCGGCGAUCCAGCUGUUGGUGCUGUAACUUCCACAGCCAUCAGCAACCUUCAGGCGACGGAAUCUUCUAGUCAAAAUAUAUAUCAGUCUUCAUUGUCUAAUGUAAAUAAUGCCGAAAGUAGCAAGACAAAUGAAUUGAUGCAGGUUGGUGACGAAACAGUGCUUCCGGCCGAUGAAGGUAUGGUCGAAUCGCCAACCAACGAAUCAAAUAAAACACCGAUGGUUACUCCCCAACUGAAAGAACGCAAACUUUCGCGUUUCUCUGUUACUCCCGUGAUUUUGCCGGAUGCGCUAGUCAUGAAUGAGCAACAAACGGGCAUAUUGAGCGUGGUGGAUUCUCCUAAACCUAUUCUUCCGAACACUGGAACAGAAACUCAAACUGAAUGUGCAGUAGAAAUGGUGGAUCCUUUAGCAGAACCGCUUGUACCACCGCAAGCCACAGAUAAUGGCCCAUUUCGAUCUGGUUCGAUGGAAUAUACUUUACAACCUACGUCAUCUCAACUCACGCAAACUGUUGAAUCCGUGGAUCCGAAUUUUACAAAUAGCUUCAACGAAGGCUUUCAACAACAGCAAGAUAUGUACCUUCAACAACAAUCAAUCAACCUUCAACAGCAGUCAUUAGCAAUUGCACAGCAAAUAACAACAAAUUUCGAAACAUCUGCGGCUUUGCAACAACAGCAGCAACAACUGCAGCAACAGUAUCAGUUACAGCAUCAGUUACAAAAUCAGCAAUUCCAACAAUUGAACCUUCUUCAACAAUAUCAUCAGCAACAAGGAAACAAUAUGAUGCUAACCGAAGCCAAUAUGACAGAGGCCGAUCAGCAGCAGCUGCAACAAAUUCAACUCCAGCAUCAUCAAUAUCAAUCGCAACUACAGCAUCAACAGUAUGCUUAUCAGCAACAGCAGCAGCAAAUGAUGCCGCAGCAGCAAAUACAGCAGAAUCAGCAAAUGAGGCCAGUAGAGCAGAUCACUUUGAUGUCUGCACAGCUCUCUGUCGAUCAGGGAACGCGUGAAGCGAUGGCCAACAGUAACCGAAUGCCAGAAACGUUGGAACAGCUAAAAAUAGGGUUAGAGAACAUAACACACGUUCACGUGAACACGAAUAAAUCAAGCGGCGGAUCAGCAAGCCUUUCGUCGCAGGCUAGCGCAACAGCACUAUCCGCGAUGGUUUCGCCGCAUCCGGUGCCCUAUCCGUCUGACUCGGGACUAGCGCAGCAAUCGCAACAGCCGCAGCAAGUGAUGUUUUAUCAGUCACAUGAGUAUGGUACCACGGACGCAAAUGGGGCGCCUCUAAACGAAAUGCACGAAGGAGCCGCAACAGGUGGUAUUGUUGGUAAAGCCCAAGAAUAUAUCGUUGAAGGUACGAGCUACGCUGCCGUCGUUGCUGGUGAAUUUAUAUCUCAGCCUGCACAACAGCAAACCGGCUCAGUGCAAGAUGCAUCGACCGUCGGUGGAUUGCAGACAGAUCAGACGCAGCAGUACGUAUCGAGGCGUACAUCUGCGGAGCUAAACAACACAUCCAUUGCAAUGGUUCCAGAUUCGUUAGAACCGAGCGGUUUUAAGGAAUCGGUCAGCAUUGAUAGCAGUAACAUUGAUUCGAGUAGCUCGCAUAACCGUGAAAAGCCACUAUCCAACCAGGGUAGUGUGGAUCGUAUCGACAGUAGUGUAACUGGCCUGCAGUUGAAAUUGGCACAGCUAACAGUUGGAACGGAUGCAUCUAAAGCAGUCACGAUAGGUGCCCCGGAUCAGCAAUCAAACUUGCCGCAACAAAUCCAUUCAGUUGUUACGAGCCCAUCUGUCGAGUCGAGCGGAGAGAUGAAGGUUCUAAGCGAACCAAAACCGCUGAUUCGAAAAGUUUCGCGCUUCCACGUUCAACCAGUGCAGGAAUCUCUACGUGCGGUUGAGCAACAGUCACCAGCCGUUAGUGCACAGCUGAAACCGGUCGUAACGAUGCCGGAUGAUGUACAGACAAACACUGCAUUCUCGUCACCAACGGAUGAAAAGUCCUGCCAAACCUUCCCUAUGCAAUAUCAACAGCACCAGCAAAUGCAACAGCAGACGGCAGCGGUUAUAUGCGAAGUUCCAACAACAAACGAUCUGGAAGCAAAACUAAAUCAAGUGCUCCCGAAAACUCCAAAUGUGGAAUCAGCAAUACUGAAUGCUGGGAACACCGUUUUGCAAGGAACCAUUCAACAAGCAACAGCAUUACCAUCAGCAUCUACCUUAAAAACAUCGCAUACUGUAUUGUCUUCAGCAAGUGUAACUUCGACAGUGCAGAUAGUGCAACAGCAGCAUCAGCAGCAGCAGUUGAUAACCAUACAGCAACAACCACAGACACAAGUGCAAAUGAACGCACAGGCUGCGAUACCGGCAAAUACAAACAAUGGCGUACAAACGACAUUGAUGGAUAGCUCCAACUACACCGUCGUUUCUCAACAGUCUCAGCAUCCGCAAACGCUUGCAGUAGCCCCACAACCACAACAGCCACAGCUUCCACCCGAACCGAACUUCAAUAAUUCAGAUAUUGGACAUAAUUUGACCGCCAUCCAAACGCAUCUGUGCGGGUUGCAGCUACUGCCAAGCGCCCGACAACAACUACAACUGCUGCUGCAGCGUCAGCAUAUAGAGCACGAGGAACUGAAAUUGCGUCACUUUCUUGAGCUGGAAAAGUUUCUGAAGCAGCAAAAAGAGGAAAUGAAGCUACCUUCGGGUCUUGCUGCAGCCGCUGGACCGCACCCCAAUCAAACUCAGCCAAUGAUCUCAACCCAGUCCUCGUCACAAUCCGUUGGCUCGAUAUCAUCGACUACAGCCCCCGAAAUGAUGACGGAUGUUACCUCGCCCACUGUGGCUCCCAUGAACAGUGUCGGAUACGAGAUGAACUGCCAAGGCAAACCGCUCAUGACGACAGCAGCAUCAUCGUACAACACGAGCUGUAACACGGACAGUGGAGCUGGCAGCGCAACGGACACAGAUCUGGAACUAGAGACCUAUACAGCGGCUGCUUCUAAUAGUAUAGAUGCGGCAGCCAUGUUACAGCAGCAGCAGCAGUUCCAACACCAGCCACAAAAUCAACAGUUUCAACAGUAGCAAAAAUAAUACAGGAGUUAUAUGUUCGUAAAUAUAUCUAUAUGUAAGUAUUUCUUUGUUGUAUCGGCCGAACAAUGUUUUAGUUGAGCAUCAGUUGUGCGUGUUACUGAAUGCAAAUGCAAUGUUGUUUGCCAACGAUUUUUGAUCAUUUUUAAAUUCAGAUUACGCUCCACACUAUCUUCUUCUUAUUCGGUUGUUGUAAAUAGGGACGAACAAAAAUCAUGCUACCCCCGGUAUAAAGAGAGUUCAUUUAAUGAGCACGAUCAUUGCUAUUAUUAUUACAACUACCAUUGCAACAAACAUCUACAAUAGUUCAAUUUCAUUUUCAAUCAAAAAUGGCCCAUUAAACGGUGGAACGAUGCAAUAUUUGGCACCGUUAGCAAUGACUCGAUUCUCAAAAAAAAAAUAAUAAUAAUAAUAAAUUAGCCAAAUGGUAUGUUCCGCUCCUCAAUUCAACAUUAUUUUUGAUUUCGCUAUGAAAAAGAAUAAAUGAUUACAUUUGUUACAUUUUGCACAUCAAUAGACUUUGGUAUAUAUAUAUUGACGUAUACACGCAACACCUGUAUGUGCUUAAAUGUAUAUUGGAAGCAUACUAUACAAAUAUGGAGACUCAUUUUAACAACACCUAUAUCAUUAAGGGUAUCUAGCUUGUGUGGUUAUCAUAGCAUUAAUGAUGCUACGCUUGGCUAUUGUUAAUACGUUCUAGGUUUUUUUUUCUUCUGCCGAUGUUGAAGCGACAUAGGUACAGAAAAAUGUUAAUAACGAGAAAAAUUAGACAAUUACAUGAGUAUAAAAAAGUUAAAGAAAGCUGCACAAGAAGCUGGUGUGUGUGUGUGAUUGUAAAAUGGAAAUGCUGGAAUCGAAAUAUAUUGCUAAACGUAUCAUUAUAACACGGAAAGCCGAAGGUAAAGAGAGGCAGGAUGCAUACAAUAUGCGUUAAAUUGAUUGAAAGUAGCUAUGCCAUAAGAAAUGAACUGUAGAUUGUUUCUAUUGUUGUUCCAUUAUGCGUUCGAUUGCUGCUGUUAAGGGAUCAAACAUGGUAAAAUGUUUAACAAAGCUGGUUUGAUGGACAAGGCACAUUCAACAGCAAGGAGAAAUAGAUGAUAGUGACGCCAUUUGGAAAGAUAAAAAUAUAUUAACUUCUUCGGCAUAUAUACAUAUGUAUGUGACCGCUACAUUGCGCAUAAGGAGAUGUAAAAGAUUCAAUGUAAUUAAGCGAAAGGGGCUCUCGGUGUAUGACAGUUCGAGUAAGUAAGUGAAGCAGCAAAUUUACCACUACAUGGGCUUACUUAUGAUAACAAAUAGGCAUAUUAUGCGGCUGGUACCCCAUUGUAGAAUAUUUGGGAAGUUGAAUGAAAACUUACUGUAGGUUGAUUUGCUUUCUCGAAGCUCUGGAUCGCUUGGUUUACGUCCACAAAAGCUGAUAAUGGCAUACCCGCGAGAAGUAUAGCAGAGAGUUUGGUACGUUAUGAUCCAGAUUUCACACAGGGUCACGCUAAAAUUUACUGUAUUAUAUUUUAUUCAACAUAAUUAAGAUAUUAAAUAUCUAUUCACAUCCCGCUAAA